AUGCCUCCUACUUCUGGAUUCAGGAAUGUUGCGUAUUUUGUGAACUGGGCAAUCUACGCACGCAACUACAACCCGCAAGACCUGCCCGCUGAAGAGUUAACACAUAUUCUCUACGCUUUCGCCAACAUACGACCCGAAUCUGGCGAGGUCUAUCUCACCGACACUUGGUCCGACACUGACAAGCACUACACCAACGAUUCCUGGAACGACACCGGCAACAACGUUUACGGAUGUGUUAAGCAGCUGUUCCUCCAAAAGAAGCGCAACCGCAAGCUAAAAGUGUUGCUCUCGAUUGGAGGCUGGACGUACUCCGCCAAUUUUGCCCAGCCAGCAUCAACACCUCAGGGCAGAGCGAAGUUUGCAAGCAGUGCAGUCGAGCUCAUGAAGAACCUUGGAUUUGAUGGCCUCGACAUCGACUGGGAGUACCCCACAAACGAAGCCCAAGCAAACGACAUGGUGGCUCUCCUCGCCGAAACCCGUCGCGCCCUCGACGCAUACUCCGCCCAAAACGCAAACAACCAGCGUCUCCUCCUAACAGUCGCCUCGCCCGCAGGCCCCACAAACUACAACAUCAUGAAACUCGGCGCCAUGGACCAAUACCUCGACUUCUGGAACCUGAUGGCCUACGACUACGCCGGCGCAGGCUUCUCCAACGUCGCCGGCCACCAAGCUAACGUGCAGACCUCCUCCAACGACCCAGGCAGCACGCCCUUCAGCACCGACCGCGCGGUCCGCGAUUACAUCUCCGCGGGCGUGCCGGCCUCGAAAAUCGUCCUCGGCAUGCCGCUCUACGGCCGCGGCUUCGCCAACACAGGAGGACCCGGCCAAGCGUUUUCCGGCGGCGGCCCGGGGACAUGGGAGGCGGGCGUGUAUGACUACAAGGUGCUUCCGCAGGCGGGUGCGCAGAUCAACACCGACACUGGCAUCAUGGCGAGCUGGAGCUACGACGCUACCCAGCGCUUCAUGAUCACGUACGACACGCCGCAGAUUGUCGCUGCGAAGACGCAGUAUAUUCGCCAGCGCGGGUUGGGCGGCGCUAUGUACUGGGAGAGCUCGGGGGAUAAGAAGGGGAGCGAGAGUUUGAUCUCGACGUUUGUCAACACUAUCGGCGGCGUUGGCGCGCUCGAUCAGAAUCCUAAUCUCCUUAGCUUUCCCGCCUCGAAGUACGAUAAUCUGCGUAAUGGCAUGCCGAGCAAUUAG
Dothidotthia symphoricarpi CBS 119687 is the source of this 1200-nucleotide messenger RNA. Its product is annotated as glycoside hydrolase family 18 protein. Lineage: Eukaryota; Fungi; Ascomycota; Dothideomycetes; Pleosporales; Dothidotthiaceae. Gene Ontology annotation, biological process: carbohydrate metabolic process; chitin catabolic process. Gene Ontology annotation, cellular component: extracellular region. The transcript is spliced from 4 exons. Gene Ontology annotation, molecular function: chitin binding; chitinase activity. The coding region runs from base 1 to 1200 and encodes 399 amino acids. The record is from RefSeq and is a predicted model, not a curated record.